Molecule: messenger RNA, 2402 nt
Organism: Salarias fasciatus (jewelled blenny)
Lineage: Eukaryota; Metazoa; Chordata; Actinopteri; Blenniiformes; Blenniidae
Gene: lpla
Product: lipoprotein lipase a
Exons: 10
Coding region: 117-1667 (516 amino acids)
Biological process (GO): very-low-density lipoprotein particle remodeling; lipid catabolic process
Molecular function (GO): lipoprotein lipase activity; apolipoprotein binding
Source: RefSeq, a predicted model, not a curated record
UCCAGCCUCCAGCCGCAGCCGCUCUCCACCACGAGUGGAUCACAUACCACUGACCCGCCACCAUCCGGAGAACUUUUCAUUCAGGGGCUUAUUUAGAGGAAAAACACCUCAAUAAUAUGGGAAAGGGAAACGUCUCUUUUUUCACUAUUUGGAUAAUUUUGGGAAAAAUCAUUGCAACUUUUUGUUCAGAUCCCGAAGCCCCUGCCAGCAGCACCGAUCUUUUUGUAAACACCACAGCUACUCCCCUGCCAACUUCAACUGAAUGGAUCGCGGACUACACUGAUAUUGUGUCCAAGUUCUCCCUGCGUUCUGCAGAAACCCCAGACGAUGAUAUGUGCUACAUUGUGGCUGGACAGCCAGAAACCAUCCAGGAGUGUGAAUUCAAUCCGGAGACACAGACCUUUAUCAUAAUACAUGGCUGGACGGUCACAGGAAUGUUUGAGAGCUGGGUGCCCAAGCUGGUGUCUGCUCUGUACGAGAGAGUGCCCACCGCCAAUGUGAUUGUGGUGGACUGGCUGACCCGUGCCAGCCAGCACUACCCGACCUCCGCAGCGUACACUAAGCUCGUGGGCCGCGAUGUCGCCAAAUUUGUCACCUGGAUACAAGCAGAGCUGCAGUUGCCCUGGGACAGGAUUCAUCUGCUGGGUUACAGUCUCGGAGCACAUGUGGCUGGAAUUGCUGGAGACCUCACCGACCAUAAAAUCAGCAGGAUCACAGGUCUGGAUCCUGCAGGCCCUACCUUCGAACACGCAGACAACCAAAACACUCUGUCCAGAGAUGAUGCCCAGUUUGUGGACGUCCUGCACACCAACACCAGGGGUUCCCCAGACCGCAGCAUCGGCAUCCAGAGACCAGUGGGCCAUAUUGACAUUUACCCCAACGGAGGCACCUUCCAGCCAGGCUGCGACAUCCAGAAUACUCUGAUGGGAAUUGCUUUGGAAGGGAUCAAAGGUCUCCAAAACAUGGACCAGCUCGUGAAAUGCUCCCAUGAGCGCUCCAUUCACCUGUUCAUUGACUCCCUGCUCAACACGGAACAGCAGAGCAUGGCGUACCGCUGCAACUCCAGAGAGGCCUUCAAUAAGGGGCUCUGCCUCAGCUGCAGGAAGAACCGCUGCAAUAAGCUGGGCUACAACAUCAACAAGAUCCGCACAGCCCGCAGUGCAAAAAUGUAUCUGAAGACGCGUGGAAUGAUGCCUUACAAAGUUUUCCACUACCAAGUGAAGGCACACUUCUUCAGCAAGGACAAGCUGAGCUUCUCUGAGCAGCCGAUGAAAAUUUCCCUGUUUGGAACCCAUGGAGAGACGGAGGACAUUGCUUUUGUCCUGCCUGUCCUGAAUGCAAACACCACCCUGUCCUUCCUCAUCACCACUGACGUAGACAUUGGUGAUCUGAUGAUUGUGAAGCUGCGCUGGGAGAAGGACACCCUCAUCAGCUGGUCAGACUGGUGGGGCAGUAGCAAGUUCCACAUCCGAAAACUCCGCAUCAAGUCAGGGGAGACUCAGUCCAAAGUGAUCUUCAGCGCCAAGGAAGGAGAGUAUGCUAACCUGGUCAGAGGAGGAGAAGAAGCAGUGUUUGUGAAGUCAAAAGAAGACAACGCGAACCGUAAAGAAAAGCUGAUGCACAAACUCAAAACCCAGGGCAGUCAGUUUGGGCAGAAUGAGGCUUGAAGUUGCACUGGAUCAUCCGACAAGCUCAUUUUCCAUCUCUACAUACAUAGCCAAAGAUGGACAGCACACAUCAACACUGGGAAAGUCUAAGCAGCCAACUGGAUACAUAAUGAAUGCUGUUUUAUGAAAGAAACAAUCUUUGUCUUAUUCUCCUUCCACCGACACAACCUCGUCCUCAGUGCUAAAAAUCAGUCAUUUCCCGAGCUGUCUCCAGAUUCUCUGCAAAUUCUGCUGCUGAAAAAUGUUACAGGUUUGUUUUGAUGAUGUGCUUAUAUUGUGACGAAUUUAGACAUUCAGUAGCUUUUGCUGCUUUGUAAUCAUUUUUUAUGCUUCUUGUAUCCUAUAUGUACAUCCCUCAUAUAUUUUGAACCCUUGAUUUGACAUAUUUUCAAUGCCUAAGUGAACUUGGAUUCUUACUAACAUAAAAGUAAUUCAUAGUGACAGGCAUAAUUGUUAGGCACAUCAUUGGGUUUUUUUUUUUGUUUUUUUUUUGGUAUUUGAAAUGUGCAAAAUAUUCAUUAUACAGUGUUUGUUGUAACCACUAAAAUUGACUGCAAUCUACAGGGACCAAAGAAUAGUUUACUAUCUACUGAACCAAGAAUCACAGUGGUCUUUGUAAAUAUCUUAAUCAUCAUCAAUAUUCUUUUAAUUAAGAGUUAUGUGUUAAUAAUUGAUCUCUCGAAACAUUGCUUGUUCUUUGAUUGUGUUGGUCAUUGUGUCACUGGUCACUUUAAA